Trichoderma asperellum CBS 433.97 is the source of this 678-nucleotide messenger RNA. RefSeq lists its product as uncharacterized. The record is from RefSeq and is a predicted model, not a curated record. Gene Ontology annotation, biological process: nucleoside metabolic process. NCBI's taxonomy places the organism in Eukaryota, Fungi, Ascomycota, Sordariomycetes, Hypocreales, Hypocreaceae. Gene Ontology annotation, molecular function: catalytic activity.
AUGUCAUCUGUGAUUGCUUGGAUCAUUCCGUCCUGGACGGAAUACGGACCGGCCAAAAACCUUCUUAAUCGAGACGCUCUGCCAACAGCCUGGGAAGAUCACGCACCCGCCUCCCCUGAAGAUCCCAUAGAAUACUACUAUUGCACUGGCACGAUUAAAGAACAUGAUGUAUACCUAGUGAAUGCUGAAAAGGAGCGUUACGUAAAUCGUGCAGCCGAGAUAAUGGCUGAAGAGCUAAAAGCCCAAGGUAAGAACAUAAGUGUUUACAUCAUUGGCGGCCUUGACUACUUGGCGAACUACACACCCGGCCAUUUCAACAUUGGCGAUUGUGCCAUAAGCACUCCCGUCUUUGAUGAGGAAAUUGAGGCCUACUAUCAGAAUAUAAGAGAAAGUAUUCCUGAAGAGAGUCGAAAGAACGCAAAGAGCCUUCUCGAUGCGGUAAGCAGCCUUCUACAUAAUCAGCAGGGGUACACUAUUGGCGGUCGCACGUGCUACGCUCACGCUCUUUACGACCAGAACCAGGCAGACAUUGAGAGUCGCAUGUGUGUCAUACCCGGGCUGCCGUAUAUCACAGUCGUCGGCCUAUGCAAGGUUGACUUGGAUCAGCUUGAGCUUGCAUCUACAGCAUCUGCACUGACCAUCAUGAAAAUUAUUGAGCAAAUGGAGAAGCUAGAGUAA